This is a messenger RNA of Trichoderma gamsii, 1986 nucleotides long. RefSeq lists its product as hypothetical. The transcript has a single exon. The record is from RefSeq and is a predicted model, not a curated record. Bases 1 to 1986 code for a protein of 661 amino acids. NCBI's taxonomy places the organism in Eukaryota, Fungi, Ascomycota, Sordariomycetes, Hypocreales, Hypocreaceae.
AUGGCGGAACUGACAAUUAAUGAUAGUCGACGCGCCUUCCAGGCCCAGUUCCGGCGCUGGGACUUCCCGCUCAAAACAAAGAGCCGCUGCCAAGAUGACCGGCUCCUAGGCCGGAUCAAGGAGCUGUGGGAGCAGAACUUCUCCCCCAACGAGAUGAUCAAAAUACUUGUUGAUGAAGGCUUUGACGCGGGUCCGCAUGAAAUAAUGAAGCUCCGUCUAAAGAAUAGAUGGCUGUUUCGCGGUCCUAAUAAUGAAAAAGCAAAGGCUAUCGAUACAUCUACCACUAAUUCCAAUGAUGAGCUUCAAUUACCGGAGAAUCUGGAACCUUCUGCUUUGCUAGAUGCGGGCGAGAGUACCUUAUCUCUGCAACACGGCGAGCAAGGGCAGGGGGAACGGGGAGUGGAUAGAGAAGACGAACGAGAGGCCGAUGCUGAAGACGCUGAUGAAGGCGUAUCAAAUCAUGCUCUUUCGACGCCCUCGCCUGGAAUCGGACUUGACGAUGAUGCGAACGCCACUGAGUCGGCGCAGCACCAAGCUGACAAGAACAAGAAGAAACGAAAUCGGUUCAAGACGGACGCCUCUGGAGCCAUCGUACGGUUUCCUUCAGAAAUGACGAUUGACGAUGCUCGAAGCAAGUUGGGUCUGGACAAGCCUACCUAUCGUUCACUCCGUGUUGCAUUUCAAAACAUCUGUACGGCCAUGGACGUCAGCAAAAAAUCUGCCGGAUCUGAGAAAUGGGAAGCUGCCAAGACACGUCUUUUGCACAUAAAACCCGAGCUGUACCACAAGCUGUGGACGCCCGAAGAUGAAUUGGAAUCCAAGCAGGCAGCAUUGGAUGUCAUCUGUACAGACAUUGCGAAAAGGAUGCGCUCCAUGGAUUCUAAAAUGAGUGUAGCAGAAGUCAAGAAUGCCCUAGGAAUAAAUCCCCAAGAAGCAAGAGAUGCCCGCGUUGCUUUCAACGAGGUGCUGAUCGAAGCCGGGUUUACCACAAAACUUGACUCCACGCCUACAGCUCAGCAAUGGGACGACUUGAGAAGGCUAUGGGGUAGCCGGUCAGAUGUGAUCCAGAAGAUUCUGGACGACAUAGACAGUGAUCCAAGUAACCGUCUUAAAGUCAAAGCUCUCGACGUACUAUCCCGGGAUACCUUGAAACGACUACGCGACAAUCGAGCCAGCAGAAGCCCGAAAAAACAGGCACAGCUUGACCGAAUUGAGCUAGACAUGAGCCAGUUCCCUAAUGAUUUGGACACCAACCAUGAUGAUACUGGCCUUCUACUCGGCCCGCGACUAUCCGCUGGUCAGAUAGAUCUGGGAGAUGGCUUAUCCCCAAACGCACUUGACGAUGUGUCUGACGCCUCAUAUACUCCUCAAGCUAUAUUGAGUCCCGACAACAGUGGCGCUAUAACGCCUUAUUUACCUCUAUCUCUGCAGCCAUCGCACGUGGUUGGGGGUUCUUUGGAUGCUCCCACUGCCGCUCUACGCCCGCAAGCCCCUCCCUUGACUACUCCGCAAAUGUUCAAUUCCGGAGACACCCCCAACGUGCACUUGGACUCGACGGUUGGACAGCCAUUGUUACUGGAUUCGAAUGCUGGCACGGGCUUCCUAAACGAGUCAUAUGUAGCUCCUCCAUAUGGCACUACACACCCCGCGGCGCAGUUAUUUCACCAUAAUCCUCCAAUAUCGACGGCAUACGCCGUGUAUUUCCGAAUGCAUCCAUCAUCAACCUUUAUUCCUAGCGAGCCGUUAUGGAUAGCUACUAUGAGCUCCAAAUCAGUGCAGGAGCUGCGACAAGCUGCGACAGACAAGCUGCCAGGAGCGGCUUGUGUUAGGAUUGAAGGCGUUGUGAAGGAUAGCAAUGGCGGCGAGAUACCAUUGGUGAUUAACAAUGAUGAGCAUCUCGCUGCUUUCUUCACCUAUACCCUCGGAGAGACACCGACAUUCAGCGUUCUACUGGUGUGGAAAACUGGCGAUGCUGGCCGUUUCUAA